GUUUUUUCUACGAUUCUAACAACAAUUAUGUUGGUUGUCUACUUUUAGUUCUGUUCCUAGCUAUUAAUAUUAUGUGAAAGUUACACAACACUUAUCACAUUCACAUAUAUAGAAGUAACCACAUGGCAACCUCGGGAUCUUAUGUUGUCAUCAAAGCCCUCAUUUUAUAAGUAAAUCGGAAACCAAUUCUGCAUUCUUUGAAUUAGUGUGGGCUGUGGUUGUGGAUUAUGUUUGAGUGUGGCGCAGAAGUAGUUUGUUUCUAUUGUGUUGUGUUGUGAAUGAUAAUCCAAGAUUCGUUGCAUUGUGACAAUAUAGGUUAUCGAAUCUCUUAUUUCUGAAUAAUAAUAAACACUAAUGGCUUUGAUGAAAGACAAAUUUUUACUAAGUGAACUGAAUGAAUUGGUGUCUGAUAAAAAUUCCUAUGUCAAACGAAGAAGUAAGUGUAAUCGCAGGUUAUGGCUAUCACCUAUUCACCUUUCAGAUCUUAAAGGGUCAAUAAAGGAAUGUUUAGAUUCUGAGGUUACAACUUAUGAUGAAGGGUUGGAUGGUAUUAUUUUAAGUUUUAAAAAUGUGCAAGUAACCACAAUAUCGGAAGACAAUCCAGGAAACGUUCAGAUUCCAGUCGACUACGUUGCUGAUGUUUAUGUCUUCAAACCGAAAGUAGGAAGUGUUUUAACAGGAAUAGUAAGCAAGAAGAAUAAUAAUCAUAUAGCCUGCUUGGUGCAUAAAACAUUCAAUAUAACCAUUCCACGCCCCAUGAGAAUCACAGUUGAAGAUUGGAAUGGGAGUACUUUAAAUAUUGGUGAUGAAGUUACUUUUAAAAUUAAGUAUGUGGAUUUGAGUGGCGAGUUACCAUACAUUAAAGGCUCUUUAUAAACAAUAAGAUAAUGCUGAACGUCAUUUAGUUUGCUGAAGAAAGGACAGUGAAUUGAAUCCACUCUAAUUGAUAUUUAUAAGAAAAACUAAGCUUCUCUUAGCCCAAUAAGAGUUGCUAAUUAUUUCUUGGUGCUUGUUUAUAAAUAACACUGAUUAUGGAUGAAGGAAACUGUGACAGUUUACAUGAGUUGUCUAGUGUUGUAAGUGAUAGUUUAUUAAGUAAAAUAACAGUUAGGACAAAACCAGUUAGAACUAAAGAAGUUCUUCACCAUAUAGAAGAGAAUUCACAAGUACAAAAUGAAGAAGAAAUGGAAGUGUUCAAUAAAUCUACAGCUAAACCGUCAAAUACUGACAGAUUAAAUAAAAAACGAAAAAGAAGAAAUUCAAUUGCAAUCUGCACUAUAAGCCAAAGUAAAAAAGAAAUGGAUCCUUUUUAUAACAUUAAACUUGCAAAGAAACAUAAAUCAAAACGUAAAACUUACGGUGGGUAUGAAAAUGAACCCCAUUCAAAAUAUUUUUUUGAGGAAAAUGAUAAGAUUGAAGAUGAUUUUAAUAAAUGUGACUUUCCAUCUGGUAAACAUGAAAGGGAACACAAUCAUUCAGGAUACUUACAAGACGAACAUCUUAAUUUUGAAGAAAAAGUUGAAAGCAAAGCUAAUUCUGAAACUGUCUCUCCAACUGUGCAACAAAAAAAUAAACACAAACUGAAACAAAAACAUUCUGAAGAUUCGCAAAGUGAAAACCUUAUUUUAAAAGGUAAACAUGCAAUUGAUUCUAAUGCUGAAAGUAAAAGUGAGUCUCCAACCAUCACACAUCACAAGAAAUCUAAAUUAAAAAGCAAAUAUUCUGAGUACUUAGAAGAAAAACAUGACAAUGAUAAUAAUUCUGAGAUUGGCUCUCCAACUGACAAACAUAAAAACAAACACAAAUUAAAACAAAAAAAGUCUCAAGAUUUUCAAAGUGGAAACCUAUUAUUUGAAGAUAAACAUGAAAGUAAAGCUAAUGCUGAAAAUGAAAUUUAUUCUCCAACCAUCAAACAUCACAAGAAGCCUAAAGUGAAAAGUAAAUAUUCUGAUUACUUUAAAGAUACAAAUCUUAGCUUUGACAACAAUGUUCAAGAAAAAGAUAAAAACGAGAAUAAUUCUGAGAUUGAAUCUCCAACUAACGAACAUAAAAACAAACACAAAUUAAAACAAAAAAAGUCUCAAGAUUUUCAAAGUGGAAACCUAUUAUUUGAAGAUAAACAUGAAAGUAAAUCUAAUGCUGAAAAUGAAAUUUAUUCACCAACCAUCAAACAUUACAAGAAGCCUAAAGUGAAAAGUAAAUAUUCUGAUUACUUUAAAGAUACAAAUCUUAGCUUUGACAACAAUGUUCAAGAAAAAGAUAAAAACGAGAAUAAUUCUGAGAUUGAGAUUGACUCUCCUACAUCCCAACAUAAAAAUAAACACAAAUUAAAACAAAAACCUAAUGAAUAUUUUCAAAGUGGAGACAUUUUUGAAGAUAAACAUGAAAGUGAGUCUUAUUCUGAAAGUAAGAGUGAUUCUCCAUCUGUCAAAACAUCAAACAAAAUCCAAUUUGAAAAGAAAAUAUUCAGGAGACUCAAGAGAUGGUCAUAUUAAUGUUGAGGAAAAUUUUAAAGAAAUAGAUGAAAAUGAUGCUAAUACUAAGACUAAAGAUGAUUCUCUAAUAGUCAAACAUAAAAGUAAGAAAAAUAAGGUACAUGAUUUGAAUAACAUAAAUUGUUCUCCUAUGGCUCCAAAGAAAAAUAAAAGUAAACAUAAGCUAUUAGAAAAUAAUAAUGAAAUACAAUGCUCAAGUAAUUCAGCUAUCUCAUCUUCAAUAAUAUUAAAAAAUUUAUUGGAAAGUGAAAGAAAGGCUUUGUAUAGAAAGAGACACAGUAUUUCUAAAAAGAAAAAACAAACAAAACAACAAAAGAGCAGUGAAAUGUGUAGUAAUGUCAAUAAUAAAUCAACAAAGGAAUUACAACAAAAGGAAAAUUCAGAAUAUAUUCCUGAGAAAAGCAAGAAAAAGAAAAUGCAAAACAAAAAACACAAUACCAACUCUGUAACUUCAAGAAAUAACAAAAAAGGAAUUGUCAAAGAAGAUACAUCUUCGAACGAGAUAGAAAUUAUGAGAGAUAUGUUACUGAGAAAAGCUAUGGAAAAUACAAACCUCGCAAAGACAAAUCUAGAAGCUUCAGUGGAAUGCACUACUAUGAAAGAAGAUAAACAUAAGAAAUUUUCCUCAGAGAUUGAAAAAAUAAAGUUUUUGGGUAAUAUUAAAAAAA
Messenger RNA from Homalodisca vitripennis (glassy-winged sharpshooter), 3163 nucleotides. RefSeq names its product GATA zinc finger domain-containing protein 14-like. The transcript has 4 exons. The record is from RefSeq and is a predicted model, not a curated record. Bases 1032 to 2495 code for a protein of 487 amino acids. NCBI's taxonomy places the organism in Eukaryota, Metazoa, Arthropoda, Insecta, Hemiptera, Cicadellidae.